CCGGACCUGGCGGGCAGAUAGGCCCGCAUUUCGGUGCACAUGUCUUUUGUCUCGUACAGCGGCGCGGCGCGUGUAUAAAUCUAGCCCAUUGGUCCCCGUCCCAUAACACCUUCCUCUCUCUCGUUUUCUCUUUGUCGAAACGCGAUGGCUUUCACCAAAGCUCUGGCCCUGCUCGCCGCGUUCGCGGUCGUGGCUGCCGCCAGGAACGAGAAAGUGCUGCACGAGAAGAGAUCGGCUGUCCCAUCGGGCUUCGUCUGCGAAGGGCCCGCCCCUGCUACACACGAACUGCAACUCCGAUUCGGGCUGGCGCCGCAGAACGCCGCGGGUCUCCAGGCCAAGCUGCUGGAGCUCUCGACGCCAGGGAACGCAAACUACCACCAGUGGCUGUCGAAGGAGGAGGUGAAAACGUUCAUGGGGCCCUCGGAAGCCACUGUUCAGGCCUUCAACGCGUUCGCGGCGGCGCAUGGACUGAACACGACCGGCGUGUCCCCCAACGGCGACUGGAUCUCGGCCACCGUGCCCGUCGCGCAGGCCAACGAUCUGUUCGACGCCGACUACCAGCUGUUCUCGCACGCGCAGCUCGAAAGCCAGAUCGCGCGCACGAUGUCGGUGUCCCUCCCGCGCGAGAUCGUCGGCGUCGUGAACGUGAUCCAUCCGUCCACGACGUUCGACCAGCCCCCGUCCAAGCCCGCGUCGCCGCCGUUCAUCCAGGCGAAUGAGAAAGUGCACAAGAGCAAAGCGCAUGUUCCGGCGUCGUGCGACACGAACGACCCACACGCCAUCAUGACGCCUGCGUGUCUGCAGCAGAUAUACGGGAUCCCGACGAAACGGGCUCAAGCGGGGAAUAACUCGCUGUUGGCGACGGGAUACCUCUUCCAGUGGGCCCAGGAAGUUGACUUGAAGUUGUUCCUGGAACAGCUCCGACCGGAUAUCCCGUCGACGACGACAUUUAACCUGCAGAACAUCAAUGGGGGAUCAAAUCCGCAGGGCGCCGGCUGGGCGGGAGAGGAAGCCAACUUGGACAUGCAGUACACCGUUGGACUUGCCACCGGGGUGCCUGUGACAUUCCUCUCUGUCGGAGAAUUUGACUUUUUGACUGCUCUGCUCGACACCACAACGUAUCUCCAGGGCGUCAGCAAUCCGCCAACAGUGAUGACGACAUCGUAUGGCAUGACCGAAUCAGUCAUUGACAUUACUGUAGUCGACGCUCUUUGCAAUGCUUACAUGUCCCUUGGUGCCCGGGGUAUCUCGGUCUUAUUUGCUUCUGGAGAUGGUGGAGUGCAUAAUAACCACGACAGCCUGGACGACUGCGACAUGCCCGAUCUGGCUCCGGUCUUCCCCGCGACUUGUCCAUUCAUAACCUCCGUAGGGGGGACCAUCGGGUUCCCCGAGACGGCCGUCAACUUCACGGGCGGAGGAUUCUCCACGAUGUUCCCGGCGCCAGCAUACCAGCAAAAGCAGGUCGCCUCCUUCCUCAAGACCGUCCCGGCCAACUUCAGCGCGUCGUUCAAUCGCACCGGCCGCGGGUACCCGGACGUCGCCCUCCAGGCCGUGAACUUCCAGAUCGGCAUCGAGGGGGCCUUGGCGCUGAGCGGCGGGACGAGCGCGUCGUCGCCCACAUUCGCGAGCAUGAUUGCGCUCAUCAAUGACCGCCUGAUCGCUGCGGGAAAGCCCGUGCUCGGGUUCCUGAAUCCGUUCCUGUAUGCCAACUCCGGUGCAUUCAAUGAUAUCACUGUCGGGCACAACUCGGGCUCCGUCUGCCCUGCCUCGUCGGUCGGUUUCGAUGCCACGACUGGCUGGGACCCGUUGAGUGGGAUGGGCACGCCCAAUUUCAAGCGCCUGCUCGCUGCAGCAUUGGCCGCUUGAACUGUGUCCUGCCGCGGAACGAUCCGACUUUCUGAUCAAACCUAGCCAUGGUCGGAGGGCUACGCUACUCACUUCUAAUUUCGAUAUGACUGCAUCGGUUCGAUGAAUAAUAUUCAGAGACUGGCUUCUAGGGUAAAUGAAUGUGACUGUACAAU
Mycena citricolor is the source of this 2021-nucleotide messenger RNA. NCBI's taxonomy places the organism in Eukaryota, Fungi, Basidiomycota, Agaricomycetes, Agaricales, Mycenaceae. The record is from the annotation of a GenBank genome assembly.